UCGUCGAGCGCACGGCCGGCGGCGGCGGCGGCUGCGUUUCAAGAUGGCAGCCAAGCGGAGACGCUGAGAGGAAAGCGGCCCGAAAAAGCGCGCGUGUGUGUGUGCGUGUGUCACGACCGGGAGCGUGCGUCGUUCGGCGGGCGCGUUCGGCCCCUGCAACCCCCGGCCCGGCCGCCAUGCGACACUGGGACUGCCACACGGACGGGCACAGCGGCGUCAACCAGCUCGGGGGCGUGUAUGUCAACGGGCGGCCUCUGCCGGACUCGACGCGACAGAAGAUCGUCGAGCUGGCGCACUCCGGGGCCCGGCCGUGCGACAUCUCGCGCAUCCUCCAAGUCUCCAACGGAUGUGUCUCCAAGAUACUCGGAAGGUACUACGAGACGGGCUCUAUCCGGCCGCGAGCCAUCGGUGGCAGCAAGCCGCGCGUGGCGACCCCGGACGUUGUGGGCAAGAUCGCCGCGUUCAAGCGCGAGUGCCCCUCCAUCUUCGCCUGGGAGAUCCGAGACCGGCUCCUCUCCGAAGGCAUGUGCUCCGGUGACAACGUGCCCAGUGUGUCCUCCAUCAACCGCGUCCUGCGCAACCUGGCCGCGCAGAAGGAGCAGCAGCAGGCCGCCGUGCAGGGCGUGUACGACAAGCUGCGCGUGCUAAGCGGCGCCUCCCCGCUGGGCUCCGCUGCGGCGGCGGCCGCAUGCUGGGGCCCGUGGCAGCCCGCGCAGCCGACGCCCACGCAGCCCGGAGCACAGGGUCCACUGGCCGCGGCCGUGGCGGCGGCGGCGGCAGCCUCCACCACGCUGCACGCGGCACAGCACAACAAGGCGACCGCGGAGCUGGACACGGAGUCCCAAGAAAGCGGCGACGACGAUGCGGCGGCACGUUUGCGACUCAAGCGCAAGCUUCAACGGAACCGAACCUCCUUCUCCAUGGAGCAGAUAGAGGCGCUAGAGAAAGAAUUCGAGCGCACCCACUACCCGGACGUCUUUGCGCGAGAGAGGCUAGCCGCCAAGAUCGACCUGCCCGAGGCACGUAUUCAGGUCUGGUUCUCCAACCGGCGGGCCAAGUGGCGCCGCGAGGAGAAGCUGCGCAGCCAGCGACGGGACGGCGCCGGCAACGGCGGCGGCGGCCUCGGCACCGGAUGCAGUCCUCCGCGGCCGAGUCCCGGCUACGCGAGCCCGCUGUACCCGUCCCUGCACGCGCCCUCGGGCUGCGGAGGCGGCAGCGGCGGCGUCGUUCCGGACGUCUACGGCAGCGGGUCGCCGGCCACGGGCUACGCGGCGGCCGCGGCCGCUGCCGCGGCGGCUGCGUCGUGCCUUCAGCAGCAGCAACAGCACCACCAGCACCAGCAGCACCAACACCAGCAGUCGCACCACGGCUCGGCGACGGUGCCGCCGCCCCCGACCUCGCCGUACGCGCCCUGCGUGCUGGGCCCGUCGGGAGGCGCGGCGACCGCCGCCGUCUCCAGGUCGCCGUACGACUCGAUCACCGGCCCCUACCCGUCCAGGCCGUCGCACCUCAACGCUCAGCUGGCCGGAGCCGGAUCCACGGGGCUCAUCUCUCCGGGCGUGUCGGUGCCCGUGCAAGUGCCCGGCCACAACAGCGGCGACCACCUGGCGUCCAGCUACUGGCCUCGGAUCCAGUAGGCGCCGCCUGACUCUGCGGCAGAGGCGAACGGGCGCAUGCCCCAGCGGCUGGGAUACUUUUGAUGAUGGCCGCGGCGUCGUUAACUCUGCACCGGAAUCCCAUCACCGACGUACGUUCCGAUUCGGAUGCGAAUUAAGCACAGUUCGGCACUGCGUCUCGCGAAGGCGAGAUCAUUUCUUGCUCGUAUGUAGAGAAAAAAAAAAAUGAGAAGGCGCUUUCGGGCGCCUUGUGGCGUCGCAGAUGUGCUCCACCGAGCUCCCCCACCUGCCUGCAGAGAGCUAGCUAAUCGCGCAGUGGACACGUUCGAAAUCUUGAAGACGGCACCAAUAUUUGCCACAGAUAUAUUCGAGUGCGGCGGGCAGGAAAGGUAUAAAUAUGAAUAUUGGCACGCGCAUUUCUUCCAACGUCGAUCUUCUUGAUCUAAGCCUUUGUCAUCUAGAUAACGAGGUGCGCGUGUGGGCAUGUUGCCAGACGUGUAGCGAAUUAAUUUCCGUGUGAACUGAACCGGCCGUGCUCAUUUCAAAAAAGACGUUGAACAAAGUUUCAAUUGGGUUUCACUUGCGCAGAGCCCUGUUGUUUCACCGUCGACGACACUGACAAAAUAUUUUAAAAAGCCGUAGAUUUAUAAAUAAUCUCUUCCACUCCCCUUUUCUUUUUUCAUGGGAUGAAUCAAAGUAUAGACUUUAAUCGGACCACAAUCGCCGUGGCCUAUACAGCGUAGUCUAUAUACUUAUAUAUACCGUGUUGCGUCCGUCCAACCACGAUUGGCACCCGUCGCUUUUUGUUCGCACGGGCGCUUUGCCGAACUGUGCCUCCAAUUCGAACGUGAAGCUCGCCGCGAGCCACCGUCGUACGUUCAACCCUGCCCCGUCCCCUCAAGCGGAACACUGGUGACGCCGCAGAGUCUGGGCUGCUCUCACUGGCAUCCGCCGCCCACGCGUCCCACGAAUACGGGCGACCAUGCAAGAAGACUGUCGUCACUGCAGUGCAGGAUGUGCAGGCCCUCUGACCCCACCCUCUUCCUGUGCUGUGAAACUGUAAUGAAGCGACAAGGAACCCAGUGACAAUUGUGCGCGUGCUUCGCAGUUUUAUUAUUUGUGAUCCGUCUUACGAACAACGUGGGAAGCGUCGAAUCGAUUCUCUGCACCGACUCGCCGCCUGUCGAAAAGUCGCGUUGGAAUUGACGCUGCAUGCUGCCGUGUAGUGGCGCGGUCGCUGGACUUGACGCGGGGCGAACAAACUAAGAACUCCGAAUGGGGCGGCCUUUUUUUUUUUUGCACGGAAUUAAGGAAUGCAUGAUUGCGGAGCCGGGUCAUAAGGGGACCGCGUGCAAGGCGCUCGCAGUCACCGAAAAAAAAAAAAAGAACCUGACAUAGAUGGUGCUGCGGGUGAUUGCAUGCUUUCGGCACACUUUUUCACGAAAGCUUUAUAUGGAGGAUACUCUAACGACGUAAUUUAAUGCUUACUCAUAGCCUCAAGGCUUGCGUGCUCGUUACAGGCGUUAACAUCCUUUGUGCAUUUUUUUUUCUGUCGGGAACUUCACAUUAAUAGGUAUCCACACGCUUCUAAGUCACACUGACCUCUUCUCGAAAAUCUCUGCGAAAGCGCAGGGACCGUUUUCACAUGAUCGGUGGAUAAAGAGGUCAUCGCAGUAAUAGCGCUACUGUUAACUUACGAACGCUAAAACUGUGCUUCCAGCACAUGAAGCAAGGUUAUUGUAUUCAAUGAUUACAGGAGCGAUGAAAUAUACUAUAUUGCGGCUGCUGUGGUUGCGAAUAGGCGCGACACAUUUGUAGGUGCGCACUCAUUUCGCGCCCCUGAGCAGUGCGUCCGCACAGCGGACGGACGAAUGCAAUGGAGAAACGAGCAAAGCGUACAGAAUGAACAGGCGGGUCACAUAUCAGCACGCGGGAUCAGGUAUACGCUAGCCUGUCAAAAUCAUACAUACACACUAUGAUCGAAUGGCCCUCCAGCUUAGUGCAUAAAAAGGCAAUCUUUUGUUGGGUUAAGUGGGCGAAAUGUAGCUGUUAGAAGACAGGUGAGAACAGACACACGUCUUGUCUGUCAUUUACUACGUGUGUCUUUAUUCGCGCCUGCCUUCUGAAACUUCGUACACUAAAGCUGCCUGCUUCUAAUGCAGUAUUCUUUUAUUUCUUUCCGUUUCGUGGCCGCCAUAUAUGGCGCGUUCUCCCGCUUCAAAACAGUGAAUUAGCCUUGUACCACGAGAUUUAUUCACCGCGACAUAUAUUCGUAAGAAACAAAGAAAAUAAAAAAAACAUUAAUCUGUAGCUUCGAUGAAAUUUCCAGAACGUUGAGCAAUCAUGUCGUCACUUCCGUUCGUCCCCAGAUUCGGUCAGGCAAUCAAAGCAUGUCGGCUAAUGACAAAAGAGCGGCUGGACGAUCCGAGCAUUAAUGCUGUGGCAGCAAAACGGCAGCCCGAGAUCGGAUAGCCUCAGGCGACGAGUCGGUGGGCGCGGAAAGGGCGAAACUGCAUGCUUUAUACCAGAGCCGUGUAUACCUCAACGUGUGAACCGGAGGUGUGGCAGAGACGUUCGCACGUGAGACUCGAGAACGUGGUGUGCGCGUGUACGUGUGUGUGUGUGUGUGUGCGACGUGGAAGAGACAUGGUCGAAGCGCCGCGGCGCACGUGCUCCCCGUGCUGCAGCCACGUGAUGCACUUUCGGCUCGAACGCUCUAGUGCCUCGCAGUUUUCGUAAAUAAACGCAUUUCAUCGUCACACCUG
Messenger RNA from Dermacentor albipictus, 4381 nucleotides. NCBI's taxonomy places the organism in Eukaryota, Metazoa, Arthropoda, Arachnida, Ixodida, Ixodidae. The record is from RefSeq and is a predicted model, not a curated record.